This is a messenger RNA of Alexandromys fortis (reed vole), 697 nucleotides long. RefSeq names its product presenilin enhancer, gamma-secretase subunit (gene Psenen). The record is from RefSeq and is a predicted model, not a curated record. Lineage: Eukaryota; Metazoa; Chordata; Mammalia; Rodentia; Cricetidae. The transcript is spliced from 4 exons. Gene Ontology annotation, cellular component: gamma-secretase complex. Gene Ontology annotation, biological process: Notch receptor processing. Bases 259 to 684 code for a protein of 141 amino acids.
CUCCCAGACAGUCGUGCGCAAAUUUCCUAGCAGCGCAUGCGUACAACGUAGCCUCCAGGGAAAAUUUAAAAAAAAAAAAAAAGACUACAAACUCCACAGAAACCUGCGACGUCUCCUGCAAACGGCCGUAGUUAAAAACAACGAAGGAAUCCCAGCAGAAGGGAUAAACUCCACUGGGGCGUGGUAGUUCGUGAUCUCGCGCCUGUCGUUUGGGUCUCGGUCUGCAGACCCUUAGGACCACCGGGCUCCAGCGCAGCUAUGAACUUGGAGCGGGUGUCCAAUGAGGAGAAGUUGAAUCUGUGCCGGAAGUACUAUCUUGGUGGUUUUGCAUUCCUGCCUUUUCUUUGGUUGGUCAACAUUUUCUGGUUCUUCAGAGAGGCCUUCCUCGCCCCAGCCUACACAGAGCAGAGCCAAAUCAAAGGCUAUGUUUGGCGCUCAGCUGUGGGCUUCCUCUUCUGGGUAAUUGUUCUCACCACCUGGAUCACCAUCUUCCAGAUCUACCGGCCCCGCUGGGGUGCUCUUGGGGACUACCUUUCCUUCACCAUUCCCCUGGGAACCCCCUUACAACCUCACAAGCUGGCAAGCUGGCGGUCUGUUCUUUCUCCCAGGAUGGGCUUCUCUGCGCUAAGCUUUUUCUCAAACCCUGAAGACUGUCCCCCAUUUCCCAUCUGCCCCAAUAAAUGACCCUAACUUUAAA